UGAGAUUCCUGGAUCAGCAACAACAGAAAUCUGAUAGGAUGAGGUCAAGGGUGGUCGUGACCUCUACAGCUGUAAACACCAACAUCACGUGAACAGAAUAAUGCAGGUAUUUCUCACCCUGUUGAGAGGCAGAGAUAGAGGGCGAGGUCCCGUCAGAGCCUGGGAACCUGAGGGAUCCUGGAGAGAGACAGAGAGAGAGGACAGGGGGGGAACCAUCGGCGUGGUAAUGCUGUGAGGAGAGCUGCUCAGGGAAAGCUAAAUCAGGUUGUUUUUGUCCUCGUCUUGUGUCCUGAAAGCGUCCUGUGCAGGAUCUGAUCUGGUCUGAGGGGACUCACUCUGCAGCAGCAUGGGAGCCUCCAGUGAUAAGGUAAACUGGGACGUCCUGGGACUGGUGAGGGGCCCUGCAGGUCUGUUGAUGGGACAGGUGUGAGGCUGUAUUGAAUCAGAUCAACUGAGAUAAAAACAAAUGAAGUAUUUUUUUGUGCUGCGUUCAGGUGAUGAGAAAAUCGUGUAAAUACAGCAGCUGUGGGUUUGCGUGGAGCACUGACAGCAUGGGCUGGUUUCAGUUUCUGGACGGUCGAUAUCAGUGUAGCACCUGUUGAAAUUCAGCCGUGUUAAAAGGAGCUAACAGCACAUGAACAUUUAUCAGGAACUGAAGGUAAAAACAAUCAAAGCGAGGUUUUUAUUUCACCAUCUUCAAUCUGAAUUGGUUGAUUUUUCCUUUGCUUAAAAACCAUUGGUAUCCAAAAUGAGGUCUUCACUUCCACAUUAAAAUGAUUGUAUUUCUGUCUUUGUUAGAUUUAGUUGGUGUCUUCAGCUGCAGGAUCAGAGUUAUAAUAGCUCAUUAAUAUGCUUUAUACUUCCCAGCAACUCGUGCCUGUUUCAUAAGAGCCUGUUUUUACAUUUUAAAACUGUUAUAUUUAUUUAUGAAAUGCUUCUACAGAGUAUUUAAUAGAUAUCCCCGAAUAACAGAGGAACUUAAAACUGACUCAUCUUGACAUUUUCCCUUCAGUUGUGCUGAGACACUAAAUGUUAAAUAACAAAAGAACAAGUAAUCCAGUCUCUUUGUUUGGAGGUCGUGCUGAGAGCUGAACAUUUCUGUGCUGAAUUUCCCUCGUGGUUGAUGAGAAAGCAGAAAUGUAUUUAUGUUGCUCUUCAGUGCACAAAACAGAUUUUAUUUAGCCGUUGGUAUUUAUCGUAACAAAGCCUGAUUGUAUGGGAAUUUUUUUUAUUGAUAUUUUUAUGAACAAAGUUAAAGAUUUGUUUUCCCAGAACUCCCCUGAAGCAUUUUAUGUUUAGUUCAGUAAAAAUGAUCCUGAUGAAAAUAAUUGAGUCUGACAGAAUGGGUUCCAUUUUCAUCACACAUCACCAAUUUUAAAAACUUUAUAGCAAUGUCACACGAUUCAAAACUAAACUGUUUUCCAUAAUAAACCACAAAUAUCCAACAUCCAAGAUGUUAACUGCUGUUAAAAACAAAUGAAGUGAAACAAACAAGGGAAGCGUCUCCCCUCUCUGCCCCGGAGAUCCUGCAGGUCAGGAUCAAUGCUCCAUUCUCACCUGGGCCUGUUACAGCCCCAUCAUUCGGAUUUCUGCCCAGUUCAACCUGUAGUGGGCGUUUAUUUACAAAGCAGCGAGAACAUCCAGCAGAGUACGAGCAACACUCAAAGAGCAAUGAAGUUUUUUAUGUUAGUUAUUUUGAUCUCUUUAAUCUGGGGUCUGAUUUAUUGAUUGUAAUAAGAAAUACACCUUAAAUAUCUUAUUUGAACAAGGAAAAAAAGAGUCAAGAAUCAGAAGAGAUUAAUUUAACACGGGGGCAGUCGAUUUGAACUUUUUAGUUUAAAUAUUGAAGCUUUCAGAUUGUUCCUUAACCCACUGUUUCAGAAAUCACACAAAGACGUUCUGGUCAGUUUUGUCCCUUCAGCCCAAAGUUUAUUGACCUUUAUUUAUUGUGUUCAGGCUGAAGCUUCAGGAAUGUGAGAUGAGUCUGAGAAGAGCCCUGUGGUUUUCCUCCUGACAAAGAGACGUCUCAGGUCCUUUAAUUCUCACCCAAACACCAGCAGAGUUUCAUCCGAGCAACUCAAACCCUCAGCAGCCGCAGGGCGGCCAAAGGGAACCGGAGGCUCAGAUUCUCCUUGAUGCCACAGGCUCUGCUCUGAGCUCAGGAGCUGCACUCCUGAUGCCACAGUCUGAUAAUAAUCCAUAUGAUAACGACACUUUGUGUAAUUUAUCUCUGUAGGUGUAGGGACCUGUGCUUGUGGAUCUCCCGGGUAAAAAUCAAAGACGGUCACUUGUUCUGGUCUGAUUCAUCAUGUCUGCACUGAACCUUUCUGACAUCAGCACUUUCGAUGUUUUUUAUGUUUUUUUUCAGAAGAGAGAAAUAAUUUUUUUGGUGCAUCACACAGUGGGGGGAUUAAGUAGAGUCACAUUUAUGUAGUAUUUUGUUGUGAUGAUGAUAAUGUUAACUAUAAAUUCAAAAUGCUUGUCAUUUGUGAAACUGCAAUGGUGCAGCAAGGGAUUGUGGGACGGCAUCAUCUUCUUUCCAUUUAUAAAGGCAGUUCCAGAGAUAGAAGCAGUUAGAGAACUGGACCAGCUCUGAUCAUGGCUGCCGCUCAGACACCUCCGCGUCAUUUCUCUCAGUUUAAUAACAACAUGUCUCCAGCAGUAAAGGCGUCUCUCCUCUCGGAGCUGCUGGUGUUCAUGCUGUGUGUCGUCAUCUCUCUCUGCCAGGAGGAAUACUCUGGAUACCACUCAGGUGAGGAACGCACCUAUGAAGGCUCUGUAGUCGACCACUAUGACAACUCAGCCUCUUCUCAUCCAGAGUAUCUACCUGAGCCGACUCACAGCUACAACGAGGACCAGCGGCCUGAGGAGGGGUACUACGGCCCCUACGGUGCCGGCCCCACCCAGGUCACCAUGAUCACUGAGGAGUCCUUCCCCUACGCCACCACCACCGAGUCCCACUACGCCAAGGAGGACACGGAGAUCAUGGAGGUCCCGUAUGAAUACCCUCCAGCCGGACCGGACAGCGGCUCCUCUGAGGAGUCGGGGGGUGAUGCAGCUCUGGGGGAGGAGGGGCCGACAGAGUGCGACUGUGAACCCGGAGAACCCGGAUUCGCAGGCUUUGCGGGACCAAAGGGAUCCAGAGGCCCGCAGGGUAAAACCGGUGAACCGGGAGCUCAAGGCAGAGAGGGAUAUAAAGGAACCAAAGGGGUUCGGGGAAGAGGAGGAGACACCGGGCCAGUGGGUGAUGUAGGACCUGAAGGAGACGACGGAGCUUCUGGUUUCUCUGGAGCCAUGGGAGAACCUGGACUUCCAGGAGAUCCAGGCGAGUCGGGAGACCUGGGUCUGAAGGGCGACUUCGGUAUGGAGGGACCCCGCGGAGGAGUCGGGGUUCCUGGUGAGACUGGCCCUGGUGGUGAUGUAGGGCCUGCAGGCAAAAAGGGAGGUAAAGGUAUCAAGGGGUCUCAUGGUGAUGACGGCAAAGAGGGCACCCAGGGACGGGAUGGACAGAAGGGUCAGAUCGGAGCACCCGGGUUUCCAGGUGACGUCGGCGAGAGAGGCUACACUGGUUAUCCUGGACAACCGGGAGGUUUGGGGCCAAGUGGAGCAAAGGGCGUGCAAGGUUUCGGCGGCGUGCCCGGCAGUGACGGUGACCCCGGAGAAGACGGUCCCUUAGGAGUCCCGGGGACGAUCGGAGAGCCGGGGGCGUUUGGUCCCAAGGGCAGCAAAGGGGAUCGCGGUGUGAGAGGUCCUCGGGGCAGAGUGGGCGCUGUGGGAGGUGGAGGAGAGCAAGGAGACGCUGGAGUACCAGGGAAGCCAGGGCCGAAGGGGCUGCAGGGUCACACAGGGGCCAAAGGUGAGACGGGGCCUGAUGGGGAGAAGGGAGCAACAGGCAAGAAGGGAAUCAAAGGAGCAAAGAGUGAAAAGGGAAGCGUGGGUGACCGUGGAGACAAAGGACAGCGUGGACCGAAAGGUGCGGUCGGCCGCGACGGUGUCCUUGGUCCCGUGGGUCCGCCCGGCAUCCCAGGAACCAGAGGAGAGCGCGGUGUGAUCGGAGACCCAGGUGUUAAGGGCCGCCCGGGACCCAAAGGAGUCCCAGGUCCCUCUGGUCCUGGUCUGACUGACGAGCAGGUCCUGCAGCUCUGCAAAGGUGUGGUGACGGCCCAGAUCUCCCAGUACGCCGCCUCCAUCCGGGCCAAGUGCUCCCAGGGCUGCCCCAUCAACAACCGCACCCUCAUCGGGCCCCCGGGGGUCCCAGGACAAUCAGGACCAGCAGGCAAACCUGGUAAAGCAGGAAAAGCCGGAGCCAAAGGAACCAGAGGAGUUCAAGGCGACAGAGGACUGGAGGGACAGGAAGGAGCGCCGGGUGACAGAGGUCAAAAGGGACCUAAAGGCAGCGCAGGUGAUCCAGGUAAAGGCCUGCCGGGACCCGACGGACCACAAGGCAUCAGAGGUUUGCCAGGUCACCCGGCAGAGCCCAAAAACGGCAUGGAGGGUCCCCGUGGUCCUCGCGGCUUCCCCGGUCCGGUGGGUACACUCGGCAUGCUCGGGAACGCGGGCGUGCCGGGAUUUUGCGAGGCGCGGGACUGCAGCAUUCACGCACCGGUGAUGCGCAAAGAGCAGGGUCUGGUGAAAGGACCCGCCAGCUCAAAAAUCUGAACCUGAACGCGAGCGACAGAGAUCACUGUGAGAUUAUAGAGGGUCUGAGAUUCACCUGGUGGCUACAUCGAAAUUCGAUAGUCCAGCUUUUAAUGAAAACAGUUUUUAAUAUGUUUAUGACAAAGGUUUUUAAAAGCUGUGACUGAUUCUGUCGUAACAUUGACUCCUGAAAAUGUCAGUGGGCUGAGUAUAAAACCCUGGGGCACUCCGCCGCUGAGAAAUGUUGAACUCAGACAAAGACUUUUCCAUCUGAGCCGGACAAAGCUUCGAGUGAACAUUCAACAUUUUAAAGGUUUUAUAUUCAUAAAUAUCUAAACUGUUGCGGUUUUUACUGGGAAAAGUUUGGUCGAAUGUGUUGUAAUUUGAUCAAAAAACAAAGAGUAAAUGAUUCCCCACUGAAUCCUUCCUUCAGUUUAAUUUUUGUUUUCUCCUGAUACCUGAAAUCACUAUAAAAAUAAACCAAAAAAAAGAAAGAUGCAAUGUAAAUAUUUUGUAAAGUAUCUCAAAUACAUGUACUGUGCUCUGAAAUAUGUUUCAGAUAAACGGAUGUUUUUUUUA
Seriola aureovittata is the source of this 5217-nucleotide messenger RNA. RefSeq lists its product as uncharacterized. The record is from RefSeq and is a predicted model, not a curated record. The transcript has 28 exons. The coding region runs from base 2599 to 4659 and encodes 686 amino acids. NCBI's taxonomy places the organism in Eukaryota, Metazoa, Chordata, Actinopteri, Carangiformes, Carangidae.